GGGAGGAGGAGGAUUUCAGGAAGAACGCUGAGUGCUACGUGUCCAGUUUAACUGAACUAACACAAACUUUACUAACUUUCAAUCUGUGUAAAUCUCCAUAGGACUACAUCGCUGGAAAAGUUGCUUUGCGGCAGUAUGGCGGGGUUGAAAAAGCAGAAAACGGACCUGCAGAGAGCGACCAAUGUUGUGUACCAGGCUCACCAUGUUAGCAGAAGUAAGCGUGGCCAAGUGGUCGGGACCAGAAGUGGUUUCCGUGGCUGCACUGUUUGGCUUACUGGACUGUCUGGUGCAGGAAAGACUACUAUUGGAUUCGCUUUGGAGGAAUAUCUGGUUUCUCAUGCUAUUCCUUGCUAUUCCCUCGAUGGCGACAACAUUCGUCAUGGCUUAAAUAAGAAUUUGGGCUUCACAGCAGCAGACAGGGAAGAGAACGUCAGACGUAUCGCAGAGGUGGCUAAACUGUUUGCGGAUGCUGGUUUGGUUUGCAUAACUAGUUUCAUUUCGCCAUUCACUAAGGAUCGAAACGAAGCUAGGAAGAUCCAUGAGAGUGCAGGUCUGCCUUUCUUUGAGGUGUUUAUAAAUGCCCCGCUGGAGGUUUGUGAGAGCAGAGAUGUGAAAGGACUUUAUAAAAAGGCUCGUGCUGGAGAAAUUAAAGGUUUUACAGGAAUAGACUCUGACUAUGAGAAACCCGAAUCUUCAGACCUUGUGUUGAAAACAGGAGAGAUCACUGUUAAUGACUGUAUUCAGCAGUUAGUAGAUCUCUUGAAGGAACAGGGUAUUGUGCCAGACGGUGUGAAUGAGGAGGUGAAUGAGCUCUUUGUUCCAGAAAACAAGCUGGACUUGGUACUGAGUGAUGCCAACAUACUCCCCACUGUGACCAUCACAGAGCUGGAUUUGCAGUGGGUGCAGGUUAUAGCUGAGGGUUGGGCGACUCCACUGAGAGGUUUCAUGAGAGAGAGAGAAUAUCUUCAAGUCUUACACUUUGGAACUUUGCUUGAUGGUGGGACCAUAAAUAUGUCCGUGCCCAUCGUGCUGCCCGUAUCCAAGGACGACAAGGAGAGAUUGGACGGCUCUGCUGCUUUUGCCUUGGAGUUCGAAGGUCGAAAAGUGGCGAUCAUGCGCAACCCUGAGUUUUAUGAGCACCGCAAGGAAGAGAGAUGCGCAAGGCAGUGGGGGACGACAUGCCCCAAACAUCCCUACAUUAAGAUGGUAAUGGAGAGUGGUGAUUGGCUGGCCGGUGGAGAUUUGGAGGUGUUUGAGCGAAUUAGGUGGAAUGAUGGUCUCGACCAUUACCGUCUCACUCCGCGAGAGCUACGACAGAAGUGUAAAGAAAUGAGAGCAGAUGCAGUCUUUGCUUUCCAGCUGCGCAAUCCUGUUCACAACGGUCAUGCACUCCUGAUGCAAGACACAAAGCGACGUCUGCUAGCACGAGGGUAUAAGAAACCCGUGCUGUUACUACAUCCUCUGGGUGGCUGGACCAAAGAGGAUGAUGUACCUCUGGACUGGCGCAUGAAGCAGCACGCUGCUGUGCUGGAGGAAGGGGUUCUGGAUCCAGCAAACACCAUUGUGGCCAUUUUCCCCUCACCUAUGAUGUACGCCGGGCCUACAGAGGUACAGUGGCAUUGCAGGGCUCGUAUGAUCGCUGGGGCUAACUUUUACAUCGUAGGACGUGACCCAGCAGGUAUGCCUCAUCCAGAGACAAAGCAGGACUUGUAUGAGCCCACACACGGUGGAAAAGUGUUGACCAUGGCUCCUGGCCUCACUUCUCUGGAGAUCAUUCCCUUCAGAGUUGCCGCAUACAAUAAAGUUAAGAAGGCCAUGGACUUCUACGACAAGGAAAGACACAGUGAAUUUGAGUUCAUCUCGGGAACCAAGAUGCGGAGCCUUGCCCGCAACGAUGAGAACCCCCCAGAUGGUUUCAUGGCUCUCAAAGCAUGGAAAGUCCUUGCGGAGUAUUAUGGCUCUUUGAAAAAGGACAAAUGAACAGUAGUGUGAAUUACACUAAAGAUCUAUAUCAUCUAUUUAUGUAGGUUUUGGCUAUAGAAAUAGGUUUAUAGAACAAUUAGCAUAUAUAUACUACAAACCUGCAGGGUAAAACUGUAUAACAUCUUUAUUAGACUCAUGUACUACAUUUUUAGAUACAUCUUAUCUAUAUUUAUCUUUUGAAAUGACCUAGUAGUAUCAUAUGGUACUUUUGUUCCGAAUAUCCCCUUGGGAUCCAAAAUUCCAUUUACAUUAGAAUUUCUGCCUGUAUUAUAGACUUGUGUCCAGUCAAAACCUAAAUACCUCAACUAGAUGGUUUUUGAUCAUUUGUAUUUCUUAAUAUUUACAGUAUUCAAUUACAGCUCUGGAGAACAUCUUGUAUUUAAAAACUUUUACACAAUUGUGUAAUAACAGAUGUAAUUACAAAGAAGAACAGAUAUUAUGAGCUCCAAUGAGAUAAUGACCACAGUAACACCCUAGUCUUUUUUACAGUGUACAUUCAUACGUAUUGAUGUAAAUUGGCUUGAUGCUAGAUUUUUGAACAUUCCCAAAUUAACCAUUUACUGUUUGGUUUCACAUGUAAAUGUGAAAAAAAAUUGUGCUGAGCGUAUAUACAGUAAAUGCUUGACAAAUCCAAUGUGAAGGAACAGGAGAAUAUUUAUUGCCUUACCAAUUUCUUAUGGGACCAACCUAAAGAUAUGAUCUUACAGUAAAUGUAUUUAAUAAAUGCUACCUUUUGUACAAUUUGAUGAUUUAAACUUUCAUACCAUAUUUGGUGAAAUGUGCAUUCAGCAGUAAUUACAAUAAAAUCCAUUAAGACAAA
Molecule: messenger RNA, 2803 nt
Organism: Triplophysa dalaica
Lineage: Eukaryota; Metazoa; Chordata; Actinopteri; Cypriniformes; Nemacheilidae
Gene: papss2b
Product: 3'-phosphoadenosine 5'-phosphosulfate synthase 2b
Exons: 12
Coding region: 136-1980 (614 amino acids)
Biological process (GO): sulfate assimilation; 3'-phosphoadenosine 5'-phosphosulfate biosynthetic process
Molecular function (GO): ATP binding; sulfate adenylyltransferase (ATP) activity; adenylylsulfate kinase activity
Source: RefSeq, a predicted model, not a curated record